This is a messenger RNA of Arachis ipaensis, 2453 nucleotides long. NCBI's taxonomy places the organism in Eukaryota, Viridiplantae, Streptophyta, Magnoliopsida, Fabales, Fabaceae. The record is from RefSeq and is a predicted model, not a curated record.
CCGUUAGUAUCCAGCAGCAUCAAAUAUCGAUUUUGAAAAAACUGACCUUGAAUUUUCCGUUUUUUGUUUUUCCCUCUUUCAUUUCAUAGUUCAUAUUUUGUGUUGCAGGCACAUUUCUCACUCACUCUCACUUCAAUCAAAUGAACAUAAUUCUAUUCAAAUACUUGUACUAAUAUUCUCUCUCUCAGAUGAAGGAUUUCUUGGGUUCCGUUCGCCAAUCCUUUGUCUUCAGAACUCCACCGCCAGCCACCGCCACCACCGACGAAGAUGGACUAUUCGCCGGAAUCGUCGACCGGAUCAGCUCCACCAUCCGCAAGUCCCGCGUCGGACUCUUCUCUCAGCCCCGCCUCAAGCAUCCCCGUCUUCCUUCGCCGCCGACACCUCCCAAGUGCUCCGACGACGCCCCUCCUUUCCGGUGGCGGAAGGGCGAAUUGAUCGGCAGCGGCGCCUUCGGUCGAGUGUACAUGGGCAUGAAUCUCGACUCUGGCGAGCUUAUUGCUGUCAAACAGGUUUUGAUUGCGCCUGGUUGCGCUUCAAAGAAGAAUACUCAGGCUAAUAAUAUUCGGGAGCUUGAAGAAGAAGUGAAGCUUCUCAAGAAUCUUAAGCAUCCAAACAUUGUUAGAUACUUGGGAACCGCUAGAGAGGAGGAUUCCUUAAAUAUUCUACUGGAGUUUGUUCCCGGUGGGUCUAUCUCUUCGCUCCUUGGGAAAUUUGGAUCAUUCCCUGAGCCAGUUAUCAAAAUGUAUACAAAACAGCUUCUACUGGGCCUUGAAUACCUUCAUGAUAACGGGAUUAUUCACAGAGAUAUUAAGGGUGCAAACAUUCUAGUUGAUAACAAAGGGUGCAUCAAACUAGCGGACUUCGGUGCAUCCAAAAAAGUUGUUGAACUGGCAACUAUAAAUGGUACGAAGUCAAUAAAGGGUACGCCGCAUUGGAUGUCUCCUGAAGUCAUUUUACAGACAGGACAUACAAUCUCUACUGACAUAUGGAGUGUUGCAUGCACUGUGAUAGAGAUGGCCACAGGGAAACCUCCAUGGAGUCAACAGUAUCCUCAGGAGGCUUCUGCUCUUUACUACAUUGGUUCAACUAAAUCUCAUCCACCCAUACCUGAAUAUCUGUCUGCCGAGGCACAGGACUUUUUGCUGAAAUGCUUCCACAAGGAACCAGAUCUGAGGCCUUCUGCAUCAGACUUGCUACUGCAUCCUUUCAUCUCCUGCAAUUACCGCGAGUCUCAUUCGAUGUUAUGCAGUUCAAUCAGGGACUCUUGCAAUGCAACACAUGAGAAGAAACCUAGAGACUUUUUGGAUUCUGUUCGGGGAUCAACCUGCACAGGCGUGAAGGAUGUCUGUCAACUGGAUAGCAUAAGACUCUCAACUAUGUGUUCUGAAAAUUUUCUAAAUGCAGAUUACUACCAGAGAGCUGACAGCAAUGAUGAUGACAUAUGUCAGAUACAUGAUGAAGAUGAUUUUUUAGUUGACACAUCAGUAAAACCAAAAUCUCUAUCUACUUCUGAAGAUAUAAAGAGUUUCAAUCCAAUGUGUGAACCUGUGGAUGACUGGCCUUGCAAGUUUGAUGAAGAUCUAAAUUUAAAGGAAAGCAGAAUGAACUUGUCUUCAGCUCAAGCUGCUAAUGAAACUAGGACAGGUGCUGAACCAUAUCCUGACGUGAAGGAUAAAUUCUCAUUUUCAUGUGAGCAUUUAGGAGAUGAAGAUGAUGAUGAAGUUACCGAGUCCAAAAUUAAAGCCUUCCUGGAUGAGAAGGCCUUUGAACUGAAGAAACUCCAAACACCUCUUUUUGAAGAAUUCCUUAGUGUUUCAAAUGCAGCCAUUGCACCUAUUGCAAUUGCACCAAGUAAUGAUGUUUCGAAAAUCCCAAAUGCAACAUCACAGGGUAGAUCUCCUAGUCAUGCUAGGAGACGAUUGUCAAUGGCUGGUAGUGCCAGUGUUUCAAGCAGUAAGAGUCAUAACAAAUAUCAACCACAACUUGGUGGUGCACCGAAUCAACCUUUGCAGGAAAUCCAGCCUUCUGAUCUUAACGAAUCAAAGGAGACUCUUCAUGAAGCUCAGCCAGGUUCAUUCAGUGUCAAGGCGAGCUUCUCUGAGAGACAAAGAAAAUGGAAAGAAGAACUUGUUAAAAGAAAAUGGAAAGAAGAUCUUUUUAAAGAGAUGGACUUUAAGCGAGAGAUUUGGCGUAAGGCAGGAUUAGGAGGGAAGAUAACUUCACCGAAGGAUCGCGAGUUUUAUGGAGACUGAAUGUUGUUGUUCUCCAUUAUUGUCUUCUCCAGCAGUCAGGCUAAUAAUUUUUUUUUUUCAUCUGACAUUUUCCAAACGGGAGAAGGAGAAACUGUCUUUCCUUCAGCAUUACAAUUUCCCUCCCUUCAAAUGUUAUGUCAAAUUCCAUGUAACAUUUACGAGAUAUGCAUAUAAUGUAAAUUUAAUCUGCUUAUUCACAUG